UGAUUCUCUCUCCUCAUCUUCUUGUGUCCCGCUCAAAAGUCUUACCACCACCCAGGACCCGCUCCUCCUGCCCGUGGAUUAUCUGAUGGACCCCAGAAGGUGACAGUACUGACUACAAUGCUGUCAGGCCGGUGGUGGUCAAGUACCCGGGGCAGCCUUGGGCUGGGGCCCCAAAACCCUUCUCGGGGAUCCCAGCUCUGUGCCCUCUAUGCCUUCACUUACACUGGGACAGAUGGCCGGCAAGUGUCCCUGGCUGAAGGGGACAGGUUUCUACUGCUUCGAAAGACCAACUCAGACUGGUGGCUGGCAAGGCGCCUGGGAGCACCCCCCACUUCUCGACCCAUCUUUGUCCCAGCUGCCUACAUGACAGAGGAAUCUAUCCCUUCCCAGAGCCCAACCACCAUCAGCCCCAGCCAAUCCCUCUGGACACCUGGGCCAAAGUUGUGUCAUGGUUCCGCGAAGGAACUGCAUCUGUCUCAGGAGCCUCCAGGCAGGGCGCAGACCACCUCUAAGCAGCCUCCUCCUCUUCCCCCCAAAAUGUGUAGAAGCGUCAGUGUUACCAAUUUGAGGCCUACCCUCCCGAAACCCUUCCAGGAAGGAGCAAGUGGCAGAUCUCUCUCUCAGGAAGACUUACUGCCAGAGGCCAAUGCCAACACAGCAAGACCCCAGCCCCUCAUGUCAGAGCACCCUGUGUACUGCAACCUAGUGGACCUUCGCCGCUGUCCCCGGUCUCCUCCCCCAAGCCCUGCGUGCCCCCCACUGCAGAGGCUGGACUCCUGGGAGCAGCACUUGGACCCUAACUCUGGACGCUGCUUCUACAUACAUUCGCUGACCGGCUCCAAGUCCUGGAAGCCCCCACGCCGCACUCGCGUGCGGGAGAUGAACCCUGGCUUCAUGGAGGGGACACAGACCCUGAAUAGGGACAAUGGUGUCCUGCAACCUCAGGCAAAGGGCUCAGAAUCUGACACCGCAACCCCAGAACUGCUGGGCCCCCAGGGUUCACCCUACCUCUGCCAGCGCACCUCCCAGCUCCAUCCCUCAGACCAGCCGUCAGCCUUGCAGCCCUCUCGACCUCUGCCGCAAGUCCUGGACGACCCCCAUGAGGUGGAAAAGUCGGGCCUGCUCAACGUGACCAAGAUCGCCCAAGGGGGGCGGAAGCUCAGGAAGAACUGGAGCCCGUCUUGGGUGGUGUUAGCAGGUAACAGCUUGGUCUUCUACCGGGAGCCACCGCCGGCCGCGCCCUCCUCAAUCUGGGGACCAGCGGGUAGCCGACCCGAAAGCAGCGUGGACCUGCGCGGGGCAGCCCUGGCCCAAGGCCGCCGCCUGUCCAGCCGCCGCAACGUCCUGCACAUCCGCACGGUCCCUGGCCACGAGUUCCUGCUGCAAUCAGACCAGGAGACCGAGUUGCGAGCCUGGCACCGCGCGCUGCGGGCGGUCAUCGAACGCCUGGAUCGAGAGAACCCCCUGGAACUGCGUCUGUCAGGUUCGGGACCGGCAGAGCUGGAGGAGCUGAGCGGCGGAGAGGACGACGAAGAGGAGUCCGAGCCGGUGUCCAAGCCACUGCUGCGGAUCGGUGGCCUUCGGAGCUCCAGUCGGUGUCCUGAAGGAACUGAACAGAACCGCGUCCGGAACAAACUAAAGCGGCUUAUCGCAAAGAGACCACCCUUGCAAAGCCUGCAGGAGCGUGGGCUGCUCCGAGACCAGGUGUUCGGCUGCCAGUUGGAAUCACUGUGCCAGCGGGAAGGGGACACCGUGCCCAGCUUUGUGCGGCUCUGCAUCGCUGCUGUGGAUAAGAGAGGUCUAGAUGUAGACGGCAUUUACCGGGUGAGCGGGAACCUGGCAGUGGUCCAGAAACUUCGCUUCCUGGUGGACAGAGAGCGUGCGGUCACCUCCGAUGGGAGGUAUGUGUUCCCAGAACAGCCAGGACAAGAAGGCCGAUUAGAUUUGGACAGUGCUGAGUGGGAUGAUAUUCACGUGGUCACUGGAGCCCUGAAGCUUUUUCUCAGGGAGCUACCCCAGCCUCUGGUGCCCCCAUCGCUGCUGCCCCAUUUUCGUGCUGCCCUUGCACUCUCCGAAUCAGAGCAGCGUCUCUCUCAAAUACGAGAAUUAAUAGGCUCAAUGCCCAAGCCCCACCGGGACACUCUGCAGUACCUCCUGGAACAUUUAUGCAGGGUGAUAGCACACUCUGAUAAGAACCGCAUGACCCCCCACAACCUGGGAAUUGUGUUUGGGCCAACCCUGUUUCGGCCAGAGCAGGAGACGUCUGACCCGGCCGCCCAUGCUCUUUACCCUGGGCAGCUAGUCCAACUCAUGCUCACCGACUUCACCAGCCUCUUCCCUUGACCGGGGUAAGGAAGAAGACAAAGCGUGCUUCCACUGAUGUCUGUUGACUACCCUUGGUGGGGGUGGGGAUAGUGGGUGUUCUGUUUUGAGGACAUCCCAUUAAAUCCUUUGUCUCCCAGA
Messenger RNA from Ailuropoda melanoleuca (giant panda), 2463 nucleotides. It is a transcript of the gene ARHGAP9, whose product is annotated as Rho GTPase activating protein 9. Lineage: Eukaryota; Metazoa; Chordata; Mammalia; Carnivora; Ursidae. Gene Ontology annotation, biological process: regulation of GTPase activity; signal transduction. The record is from RefSeq and is a predicted model, not a curated record. The transcript is spliced from 18 exons. Gene Ontology annotation, molecular function: protein binding. Gene Ontology annotation, cellular component: cytoplasm. The coding region runs from base 118 to 2343 and encodes 741 amino acids.